AUGCCGUUUGCACCAAUAAAAGAUGGCGAAUUUACGAGUACAAUUUAUGGAAUGAUUAAAGAACGUCGAUAUGAAAAUGCAAUUCGAUCAUUGCAGUAUGAAUUGCAACGAACGCCAAAUAGUAGAGCAGCAUUAUCAUUACUUGGCUAUUGCUAUUUCUAUUUACAACAAUUUAUUGAAGCAGCAGAAUGCUAUGAGCAACUUGUCCGGUUACAUUCAUCCUAUCCGGAAUAUAGACUUUAUUGGGCUCAAUCACUCUACAAUGCUUUUAUGUUUCCGGAAGCUAGUGCUGUUAUUUCACAAAUUGAUGAGCCACAAUUUGCUCAACAAGUGUUAAAAUUAGAAUCAGCAAUUAAAUAUCGUGAGGAAGAUAUAAUAAAUGCUCGAAUGCUUGUUGAAAAAUAUGCAAUGGAUGAUCCAGAUGGUGAUAUCAAUUUAGCAUGUCUUGAAUAUAAGGAAGGAAAUUAUGAAAAAGCACUUGAACGUUUUACAACUGCUACACAUAUUCAUGGUUAUCAGCCAUGUUUAGCUUAUUCAAUAGCAUUAUGCCAUUAUCAAAUGCAUAAUUACUCACAGGCAUUAAAAUUUAUUGCUGAUAUUAUUGAUCAAGGUGUGCAAAAUCAUCCAGAAUUAUCAAUUGGUAUGGCAACGGAAGGUAUGGAAGUGAGUUCAGUUGGUAAUACACGUCUUUUACGUGAGACAUCAUUGGUUGAAGCGUGUAAUUUAAAAGCAGCAAUUGAAUAUAACCUAAAAAAUUUAUCAGCAGCUUCUGAAGCAUUAACAGAUAUGCCACCAAGACUGGAAGAGGAACUUGAUCCGGUCACUUUACAUAAUCAAGCUUUAAUUAAUAUGGAUAGUAAUCCGUCCGAUGGUUUUGCAAAAUUACAGUAUCUUUUGAGUCAAAAUCCAUUUCCACCGGAAACAUUCAGUAAUUUACUUCUUCUCUACUGCAAAUAUGAGUAUUACGAUUUAGCAGCUGAUGUAUUGGCUGAAAAUGCUCAUUUGACGUAUAAAUAUCUUACGCAAUAUUUGUAUGAUUAUAUUGAUGCGCUAAUUACCCAACAGACAGCGCCAAUGGAUGCAUACAACAAAUUUGAAGCAAUUAGUAACGAACAAAUUAAUGAAUUGCGUAGAUUGACGAAACGUAUGAAUGAAAUUCGUGAUGGAAAUGAUGAAUUGAUUAUUCAAAAAACUGCUAAAGCAUAUGAUGAUACAAUGGCUAGGGCAAUAAAUUUAAGGAAGCAGCGGGAUUUUAUGAGCCAAAUGUUAAAAAGAAUUUUGACAAUUAUAACAGCGAUAAUUUUGGCAAAUCUUAGUGUCUGUUACAUUAUGACUAAUCAAAAUGAAGAGGCUGAAGAAUUGAUGAAAAAAGUUGAAAAUGAAGAAGAAGCAAGUGCAGCAAAUUUAAAUAAAACAAAAUUCUUCCAUUUAUGUAUUAUAAAUCUUGUUAUUGGUACACUUUAUUGUUCAAAAGGUAAUUAUGAAUUUGGUAUUUCACGAGUAAUUAAAGCAAUGGAACCAUAUGAUAAGAAACUUGGCACUGAUACAUGGUUUUACUGUAAACGUUGUAUGAUUUCAUUAAUUGAGAAUUUAGCAAAGCAUCUUAUUAGCAUAAGAGAUUCAGUGCUACAAGAAUGUCUUCAAUUUCUUGAACAAUGUGAAAUUUAUGGAAAAGAUAUACCAACAAUAGUAGCUGAUGCAUUAACACUUAAUGAAUUGGAAAAUGAAAAUGCAAAAAAUACUGUAACUUAUGAGGCUCGAUUAUUACGAGCAUUGUUAUUAGAAGUAAUAAAUAAUUGA
Brugia malayi is the source of this 1800-nucleotide messenger RNA. It is a transcript of the gene Bma-dyf-1, whose product is annotated as MGC80272 protein, putative. Lineage: Eukaryota; Metazoa; Nematoda; Chromadorea; Rhabditida; Onchocercidae. Bases 1 to 1800 code for a protein of 599 amino acids. Gene Ontology annotation, biological process: intraciliary transport. The transcript is spliced from 17 exons. Gene Ontology annotation, cellular component: intraciliary transport particle B; axonemal microtubule. Gene Ontology annotation, molecular function: protein binding; intraciliary transport particle B binding. The record is from RefSeq and is a predicted model, not a curated record.